AUGGUGAAGACGGGCCCGGGUACAAGCGGGGCUCAAGGCACCGUGUUGGGGCUCACUCCCCUUGUCUUUUACCUGACGUGGCUAGUGCUCCUCGGUUUCCACAGCGCAUGUAUUCUCUAUCUCGUCGUAAUGGCGGUAACGUACUUCGCAAUGACAACAACUGAGAACGCCUCCUACGCUCCAAUAUGGUCCGACACGGGUUUCAAACACUUCAAAGCUUUCGGUGCCAUUUACUUGGCCAUCGCCGCGCUGCACGUGCUUCAAGUUCUCCGCAUCUUCUACCUGUCAAUCCGAAACAAGCGACUGGUGCUCCACUGCGAACGUUCAAAUUCGUAUUGCAAUGACGAGUGCAAGUCUGGUUUCUGCUACUUCGAUGUGGUCUUUGCUGUUCGUGAACUGGUGGUUUUGGGGUGUCUGUCUUACCAAGCAUACCAGUCAAGCAAGUUGGUACCGCGCGUGGAGCUCAACAACCUCAACGCAGCAGUUCUGAUCGUCGCGUGCUGGUUGACCCCGCUGAUCCAGAUCCUCCUCCGUAAAUCGAUUGCUCAUAGUCGUGCUACUUCGCUUCUCAGCAGCUUUAUAUUGUGCACCUUCCUGGCCAAAGUGAUGCAGUCUCUCGUGUACAUUCAAUACAGUGAUGUCUUCAGUAUGGACAAGGUGACCUUCGCUACAAAAAUGAUUUACGAUCCGACCUUCCUGGCUGUACUGACACCCGAGAACAGGAUGAUGUUUGCUACUACUGUGGGGGACUUUGUUUCUAAGUUCCUACCUCUUCUUGGCAGUUUUGUGUCCCUAGUGAUGCUGGAAGGAGUCAUUUCUCGUCGAGGCGAGAAGGUCACCCCAGACAUUUGUGCCGAUGCCAGUGCAAAAAUUGAUCCAAGUGUGAAUGUCACUGUGGAGACGUUAGAUACGCCGGAAGGAACCUCAGAGCCUGCUCGACUGGAAACUGGGACGUCUACGAAAGCUCUGGGAGAGUCUCGCACUGCAGAAAAUGCCUCAAAUGCAACGGCGAAUCACUCGAUCUGUACCUGGGUGUUCACCUUGGUCAAGUUUUCUUGCCUUGUAUGGGGCAUUCUUGUGCUUGCCUUCCACCUCAAGGCUCAAUCCCAGCACAAGACAAUGCCAACUGGCUGUUUCAAGACUACCCGUCCAUGGUUCAGCUCCAAAGUCUCGUGUCUGGCUUUCGUAUUCAACUGUGUCGAUCAAGCCGCCAUGUCCCCUACCAACGAAGCCUUCGAGGCUUUAAACUUGGACCCGGAUCUGCUGGGCAGUCUAAACUUCGUCAACUGCCCUGCUCUCAUGGUUCCGAGUGUCAUCCAGACCUUCCCCCAGCUUCAUAGCGUACAGAUCUUCAACACUGCACUGUAUUCCUGGGGUGCCAAUGCCGCGCUCACUCAGGAAUUCCACCCACGACUCAAGAGUAUUGUGCUCAUCAGUGUCAAAAUGACAGCAUUCCCCGAAGGUCUCUUGGGAGUUCUUCCUUACUCACUGGUUAACCUCCAAUUCUUCGCUACAUUGCUACCGUCGUUGCCCAGUGAUCUCGGUACCAAAUGGGGUGGUGCCGAUCGACCCUUAAUCGGACGUGUUGGCUUCGAGUACGGCAUUCUCAGUCCUGCUACUGUCCCGGCCGAGACGUUCCAACUCCCCGUGAAAUCUUUGUCGCUCGCUGGCAACUUUUUCCUUUUCCAGAUCCCGACGUUGGCUGUAGUGACAAACACGUUCUUGCCUCAACUCACUCUGGACGGUGCUCCGUUGAUGGCGUUACCUCCUACUAUCGAUUCGACCUUCACGAUUGGAGACUUGAGCAUGGAAGGCACCAAGGUGGCGGUGUUGCCGGACUGGACGAAAUCUCAAGUUCUGUCGCCAAUGCACUUGUACGGAUCGGCAUUUUGUCUAACAUCCACGGACGCGCAGAAGGCCCAGGCGAACGGAAUCUGCAAUACAAGUCGAUGGGGAACUACGCUACCAAAGUCGCCAAUUGAACGCAUGGAAGACGUGUACGGGAAGGCAGCCGCCUGA
Messenger RNA from Phytophthora nicotianae INRA-310, 2019 nucleotides. RefSeq lists its product as hypothetical. The transcript has a single exon. The record is from RefSeq and is a predicted model, not a curated record. NCBI's taxonomy places the organism in Eukaryota, Oomycota, Peronosporomycetes, Peronosporales, Peronosporaceae. The coding region runs from base 1 to 2019 and encodes 672 amino acids.